AUGACGGAGCGAGCCAGCCCUGAAGAAUGGGAGCGGCCUUGGCGCCACGCGGGUACAAUCAGCAGAGCCGCCACUCCUCGACAAGAUGCCAUCCGCCCCAGGACCAUUUCAAACCCAGCUGAAAUCUUCAACAAGAUUCGAUCUCGCGCAGGACUAUCAAGCAAGAAGAAGCGUAACACAAAAAUGGACGUGUCGAGCUUGAUGGUGAAAUCGGUCACAGGCAGAAUGACUCCAGCCGAAGUUAUACAAACUGUGCCUGUACUCUUUUAUGAUCCUCAGGAGUGGUCCAGGGCGGUACAUAGCAGGUUAUCGACGAAUGAGAUGCGGGAGAAGCGAGAAAGCGAGUGGGAGCAGAUUGGAGGCCAAUGGAGAAAGAAACUCACUGCCCCCCCUCGACUCUCUGAUCGACCGCUGAAGAAGCGGGAACCUGAUUACAAGACGUACCUCGGCGAGGCGCUGGUAGGGAUCACAUCCGACGAUUUCACAGCGCAUCAAGUCCUCGCGAUCCUGUUCACCAUGUUGCAGCGUGGGCUCGAGGACUGGUACCUCGACAUGUCCGUCAACGGCCCUUUUUCCCGCUACAGCAGCAGCCGAGGCAAGAUCAUCAAUUCCGACAGCGUGCGAACAUCCUCGGCCAGCGAGGAUUGGAUGGAUUCGCGAAUGGCCAAACGACCUUCAGAUGAGUCAUUACAAGAGGGCCCAGGUCCCACAUAUUGGAGAGGACUGGGGGUUGCUACCACGACGAGGCUUGGAUCUCCUCGUACUUCACGUAGCACGGUGCAUCAGAAACAGGCUACUGAGAUGGAUGCGGAGGUGAGACGGCGGAGUUUCCGUAGCAUCAGCUGGACGAACAAGAACAGGCAAAGCGGGAGCUAUACUUCGUUUUGGUGA
This is a messenger RNA of Pseudomassariella vexata, 891 nucleotides long. RefSeq lists its product as uncharacterized. The transcript has a single exon. The record is from RefSeq and is a predicted model, not a curated record. Lineage: Eukaryota; Fungi; Ascomycota; Sordariomycetes; Amphisphaeriales; Pseudomassariaceae. The coding region runs from base 1 to 891 and encodes 296 amino acids.